Vitrella brassicaformis is the source of this 1165-nucleotide messenger RNA. Lineage: Eukaryota; Vitrellaceae. The record is from the annotation of a GenBank genome assembly.
CCCGAAACCGUCGAUGAAUAUCACACCCACAUCCCAGACUAAGGCACCCACCGCCCCUUAGCGAUCGUGUCCCACCCCUGUCUGUAGUCAUACGUCUGCUUGUGCGCUUCGGCAAUGCACUCGACCACCAGCCCGCCGAUCUUGCGGGGCAGCCUCUCGAAAAGGAGGGACUCCCAGGCCUCCCUCUUCUCCCUCACCACCUCCUUCGCCAGCGAAUGUAUCAUCUUCUGCUUCGGGAAGCCCUGGCUGUCCAGCAGGUCUGGCUUGAGGUCCAGCACGAACACGGCCACGGCAAUGGUCCAAUCCCCGAUGCGCGAGUACAGCGCCUCGAGGAUGGCCGCCACGUGCGCCUCCAUCUGGAAGUAGUGACACAUGGCCAGCAGGUACAGCAGGCCGCUGUAGGACUGGCUGCCGUCCACCUUGUGCUUCUUCUGCGGGGGACCCUCGGAUGCGGCCGCGUCCGCGGCCGCGGCCGCUUCCUGCGCGGCAUCCCCUGCCUGUGUGUCGUCGGUGGGCACGUGGAGGGCACCAGGCAGGUCCUGACACCACCACACGCAUCACACAGGGGUGGUGCCCGUGUGAUACAUACAUACCUUCAUGGCAGCUAUUUGCGUCUUGAGCACCUGACGUGAAUGAUCGAAUGGAGGAAGCAAACGACGCACGUGUGCAUCAGCGAGAAUAGAAGACAGCAGCUGGCACCUGCCGCUUCCCACCUCUGGAUUGCCCACUUCUCCCAUUUCGAGCAACAAGCCCAUGUGUUUGAAGGUCUCAGGAUGGAUGUCGGGCACCUCGACGGACUGUGUGGAGCUCUCGGCAAACCCCUCACCGUCCAGCGCGACAGCAAAGUAAGGCGAACGCUUGACCAGAAGAUCCUGACGCGUACACAAACCAACCAACCAACCGAAAGGCGCACAUGGAGGCCCACUCCGCCCCUUUCCGUCCAUCCAUCCAUCUUUCCUCCCUCCUCACCUUUUUCUCAUGGAAGGUCUUCUGUGCAUCGCCCGACCCGACGACUAUCUUCACCAGCGAGGCCUCAGCCAUCAUGCGCAACGCUCACCAAGAGGCGCUCUCCACCGCUAUUUCUCAAUCGAACUCGCUAUUUUCUCAUCUGCCACGGUCCUGCAGCGCUACAGAAGGGCCCUCAUGGGCUGGAAAGGGCUCUUCC